This is a messenger RNA of Bubalus bubalis (water buffalo), 3969 nucleotides long. It is a transcript of the gene SCARF1, whose product is annotated as scavenger receptor class F member 1. The record is from RefSeq and is a predicted model, not a curated record. Bases 424 to 3447 code for a protein of 1007 amino acids. The transcript has 10 exons. Gene Ontology annotation, molecular function: scavenger receptor activity. NCBI's taxonomy places the organism in Eukaryota, Metazoa, Chordata, Mammalia, Artiodactyla, Bovidae.
CAGUUCAAAAGCAUCAAUUCUUUAUUUUCCAACUCUCACAUCCAUAUAUGACUACUGGAAAAACCAUAGCUUUGACUAGAUGGACCUUUGUUGGCAAAGUAAUGUCUCUGCUUUUUAAUAUGCUGUCCUUCCUAUACCUCUGUGCCAAGCCUUGGGGGCCAGAUAGAAGUGCUGCUUCUCUGAGUUUCAGUUUCCCCAUCUGUGAAACGGAGAGCUGACUGCCCUCCUCCCAGGUGUUUGUACAGAUGGCCUAAGCUGUUGGAAUAAAGCAACUGCCCAUGAUAGCCAGAAACGGCUCCACGUCUGUCUGCCAGUGAUCCGCCCCUGCCCAGCUCUGCCAGGAUGGCCCCUUGGUUGUCACUGGUGGGGGGGGCCUUCUCCCCUCUCCGACUUUCCUUGGGGAAUGUGAUCUAAUGGAUUCCCAUGGCUCACCCGCUCGCCUGUCCUGGGAUCCGGGACUUACAGCCUCAUCUUCCUGCCCCCUCCGGAUUCAGACCAGCCCAGAAGCCUCUACUCAGCCCUCACCAUUGGCCUUCCCUUUCCUUUCACUAUUGGUGUCUGCGUCUCAGCGCCUGCCCACUGUCUCAGGGAGGUGCCUCAUGGCAGCCCGCCCCUCUAGCCUGGUUUCCUCAGGAAAAGCCUGGGGAGGAAGCAGGAAGGGGGUUGGGCGCUGUGGGGGCCAGACUGACCCAAGCCCUCCGGCUGCACUGGCCGCCAUGGGGCCGGGGCUGCUGUUCCCUCUGUUGCUGCUCGAGGCUCUGGGGGCCCCGGGGUCUGAGCUGGAUGCCGGGGGGCGGCACGUCUGCAAGGCCAGCAGGUGGGUCUUGUGGGAGUCUGAUGAGGCGGGGAGAGGACAUGAAGAAAGAGGGGCUAAAGCGGGAGGGGCUCGGGGACAGCCUGGAAGGCGGUGGGAUGGCUAGGGACAGAGCGGAAAGGGUUUGUGGACGUGGGGCUGUGACCCUUGGCCAGCCCUACCAGAUGGGGCUGAGGCCAGAGACAGUGAUCCAUCUGCAGGGCCAGGCUGCCCCCCCGGCUGACCCCUCUCUGCCCCACAGCCCCUCUGCUGAGCUCCAGUGCUGCCCAGGCUGGAGGCAGAAAGAUCAAGAAUGCACCAUCCCCAUCUGUGAGGGGCUGGAUGCCUGCCGGGAAGACGAGGUAUGUGUGAAACCAGGCCUCUGUCGGUGCAAACCUGGAUUCUUCGGAGCCCAAUGCAACUCCCGCUGCCCGGGCCAGUACUGGGGCCCCGACUGCAGGGAGGUCUGCACCUGCCACCCGCACGGCCAGUGCGAACCGGCCACCGGCGUGUGCCACUGCCAACCUGACCGCUGGGGCGACCGCUGCGAGUUUCCGUGCGCCUGCGGUCCCCACGGCCGCUGCAACCCCGAGACCGGCGCGUGCCGCUGCGAGCCCGGCUGGUGGUCGCCCACGUGCCGCCGCCCGUGCCAGUGCAACCCCGCGGCGGCGCGGUGCGAUCAGGCCACCGGCUCCUGCCUGUGCGAGCCAGGCUGGUGGGGCCGCCGCUGCAGCUUCCGCUGCGCCUGCCACGGCUCGCCGUGCGCGCAGGAGUCGGGCCGCUGCGCCUGCCGGCCGGGCUGGUGGGGACCCGAGUGCCGGCAGCCGUGCGAGUGCGUGCGCGGCCGCUGCAGCGCCGUCUCCGGCCAGUGCUCCUGCCCGCCCGGCUUCCAUGGCGUGCGCUGCGAGCUGCCCUGCUCCGCCGGCCAGUACGGGCUCCGGUGCCGCGACAGCUGUGGCCACUGCAAGCAGAAUAAGCCGUGCUCUGCAGACACAGGCAGCUGCGAGGCCUGCGAGCCGGGCUGGAACGGGACCCAGUGCCACCAGCCCUGCCCUCCUGGCACCUUUGGCGAGAACUGUAGCCAGCAGUGCCCCCACUGCCGGCUUGGAGAGGCCUGUCAGCCAGACACCGGCCACUGUCAGCGCUGUGAGCCUGGCUGGCGGGGGCCCAGGUGCGAAGACCCCUGCCUGACUGGCACCUUUGGGGAGGGUUGCGGCUCUACCUGCCCCACCUGUGUCCAGGGGGCCUGUGAUGCUGUGACAGGGGAGUGUGUCUGCAACGCUGGCUACUGGGGGCCCAGCUGCAAUACUUCGUGUCCAUCUGGCUUCCAUGGAAACAACUGCUCUGUUCCCUGCGAAUGUCCAGAGGGAAACUGCGACCCUGUCUCUGGGGCCUGCCAGCUGGGAUCACAUAGUCAGGACACCGCCCUCAUCGCGGGCAUCCUUGUUCCUCUGCUGCUGCUGCUCCUGGCCACCGCCUGCUGUGCCUGCUGCUGCUGGGCCGCCCGGCUGGACCCCAAGGACAGGCCAGUGAGAGAUGGAACCGCCAUGUCCAGGAUGAAGCUGCAGGUCUGGGGGGCCCUGACCUCCAGCCUGGGCUCUGCGCUGCCCUGUGGUUCCCUGAGCAGCCACAAGCUUCCCUGGGUGACAGUCUCGCACCACGACCCGGAGAUCCCCUUCAACCACAGCUUCAUCGAGCCGCCCUCCGCUGGCUGGGCUUCGGAUGACUCCUUCUCUUCGGAUUCCGAGUCUGGAGAAGAGGACGAGGGUCCUGCCUAUUGCGUGCCACCCCAAGAAGGGAUGGUCCCUGCGGCCCCAGCGGAAUCCUCAGAGGCCAGCCUGGCUGGAGGUCCCUUCCCUCCCCCUGAGGAUGCCUCCACGCCAUUUGCCAUCCCGCGCACUUCCAGCCUCGCUAGGGCCAAGCGGCCAUCAGUCUCCUUUGCUGAAGGCACCAAGUUCGCACCACAGAGUCGCCGAGGCUCCGGGGAGCUCUCCAGCCCGCUCCGAAAGCCCAAGAGGCUCUCCCGGGGGACCCAGCCAGGUCCUGAAAGCCAGGAGACUGAGAAUUCCACAGGCCCACAAGUGGAAACAGAUGGGGCCCCUCCUGGUACUGCCAGCCCCAGGGAUUCAGCUGUUGGUCGCCGCCGGCUCCCACUUGGUGGCCGGACAGUGGCUGAGCGUGUGGAAGCCAUCGAGGGCAGCGUCCAGGAAAGCUCAGGCUCUGUCACCACGAUCUACAUGUUGGCAGGGACACCCCGGGGACCUGAGGGCCCCGUCCGGUCUGUCCUCCGCCGUUUUGGUAGCUUCCAGAAAGGCCAGGCAGAACCCAAGGUCAAGAGUGCCAUCCCCAAGCCUCCACGUCGGGCCCUGAGUCGUAACAAGGACAGCCCCAGGCUGGACUCUGGCUCUGCCAAUCAGAGCCCCAGCUCAGCCAUGAAGGAGGAGCUGACUGGGGCCUUGGAGUCUUCAGGGACUGGGUCAGAGGAAGGGGCCAGGAGCCUGGGGGACAGCAUCAAGAGCUCAGAGGGUGGCCAGGAGCUGGCCCCUGAGGAUGGCCCCCUAGUACAGGAUCCCCAGAAGGUGGCUGACAAGGAAGGGCAGGAGGAGCCCCAGUAUGAAAAUGUCAUACCCAUCUCUGGGCCACCGGAACCCUGAGGAUCUUAAAUUUCAUGAGUGGGAAGAUGGUGGAUGGGGCUUAGGCCUCAGAUUGCCCCUAUCAGAUUGUUUUGUGCUGGGAAAAGAUCCCAGGGCCAGAAAGACAUGCCCCCUUGCGCUUUCACUGGGAAAUGUCAGUGCUGAAGGCCAGCUGGCUCUGGGUCCUAGCCGAGCUCUGGGAGUGGGUCUGGAAGGCCUGGGCAGAGACCCCACUGAAUGGGGUCAGGAAGGGGGAAGAGAUGACUGCAGGGACUUUUUCUCUGUUGUCCUGGGCUCUGUUUAGCCCCAGUCUCUUCUUUCCUUCAUUUGCAAAACAUUUUCCUGAAAUGGGAUACAACCAAACUGUUGGAUGAUAAAAGAUUAAAGAGAGAUUCCUUAUGAAAGGUUCCUAAACAGCCAACUAAAUCAGGUUGUGUAAGAAUAUGGGAGCUUGUUCAUGCUAUCCUGUUACAUGUAAAUCAUGUUUCCUUUUUACAAAUUUCAUUCCUUUUGGCCUCAGAAUACAUGUUUAGAAUUCUUCCA